This is a messenger RNA of Limanda limanda (common dab), 2549 nucleotides long. RefSeq names its product RAB13, member RAS oncogene family (gene rab13). NCBI's taxonomy places the organism in Eukaryota, Metazoa, Chordata, Actinopteri, Pleuronectiformes, Pleuronectidae. The transcript has 8 exons. The record is from RefSeq and is a predicted model, not a curated record. Gene Ontology annotation, molecular function: GTP binding; GTPase activity. Gene Ontology annotation, biological process: Golgi vesicle fusion to target membrane; cellular response to insulin stimulus; regulation of exocytosis. Gene Ontology annotation, cellular component: plasma membrane; synaptic vesicle; endosome. Bases 374 to 976 code for a protein of 200 amino acids.
UCCGUGCGGAUCCGGGAUCUGGGCCGAGAGAAAAAGUUGGAGGCUGAAAAAAACACACGUCGCCACCCCGGUGUGUUUUCACAAAUGGAGAGAAAGUGAGUGUGUGGUCGCCGUGAAACGAAUCUGGAGCUGAUCCGAGGACGACGAGGUCUGAUCUGCGGUAGAUUGCUCAACUUUGGAUGGAGUUUGUUUCGUUCUCCAGCAGACAGACGCAGCGAGGGGGGGUCGGAAUUUACCGGUGACAAAUCUGGGAGUGAGAGAAAAAAGGAGAAGAGGAUCCGCUCUCUACGACAACAUUUGAAAACAACAACUCAAAGGAAAAACAAGUGGAGAUUUAAAAGCAGCCUGAGAGGAUCUUUUAACAAACUGAGUCAUGGCGAAAAAGUAUGAUUUCCUCUACAAAUUGUUGCUCAUCGGGGACAGCGGGGUGGGGAAAACAUGUCUGAUCAUCCGCUUUGCUGAGGACAACUUCAACUCCACGUACAUCUCCACCAUCGGCAUUGACUUCAAAGUGAAAACCAUCGAGGUGGACGGGAAGAAAGUGAAACUACAAGUCUGGGACACAGCAGGGCAGGAGAGGUUCAAGACCAUUACGACGGCCUACUACAGAGGAGCCAUGGGCAUCAUCCUGGUGUACGACAUCACGGACGAGAAGUCCUACGAAAACAUUCAGAACUGGAUGAAGAGCAUCACGCAGAACGCAUCAGCCGGGGUCAGUCGGAUGUUGCUAGGCAAUAAGUGUGACAUUGAGGCAAAGCGGAAGGUUACCAGGGAGACGGGAGAGAAGCUGGCUAAAGAUCACGGCAUCAGGUUCUUUGAGACCAGUGCAAAGUCCAGUAUCAACGUCGAUGAGUCUUUCCUGGCUUUUGCAAGCGACAUACUACAGAAAUCCAGCAAGAAACCAGGCCCCACAGGUCGAGAGGUGAAAAUCACCAGCAGCGCAGGGAAGAAAUCCUCCAAUUGUGCUCUUCUCUAGACAUGACACUGGGGAGCUCACAGAAGAAACACCCAAUAUGAAUUUAAGAUUCAUGGGGAACAACAGUACAACAGGGUUUUUGUCUCCAUCUGGUGGGUUAAAUGUCAAAAUACAGCCAGGUGAAUUUUACAGCAAAAAUUAUUUAUGGAUAUCUCUUCUGAGAAAGUGCCUGUGUUUUAUAUUGGACAUAUUCUCUGCUGGUACAUCUACUGUGAUAGCCUUAAUGUCAUGAAGAGUUGGUGGAGUCUUGGAUGACCCUGAUAGAAACUCAAAAACCACCUUUAAUACCGCUCUACAUUUUCAUUUCCACUUUUGUAUUACUCUGGCUUAUCAGCAGCACCGUCUUAUGUCUUGAAUGAACUUCAGCUCUGUUUUAAAAAUAUAUAUUUUCUGGACUUGGUAGCUCUGUAGAAAACAUCACACCUCGGCUUGUUGAACCAUUUCAGUCAUUUCUUUUGAGUGAACUUAUACAGUAGUAGUUUGUGGCACAGGAAGAGUUUUUUUUAUAUAUAUACAUAAAGCUCACACAAAAGGCCCCUGGUUGAAAACCUUUUACCCGAAACAUAAUUUCUGUUAACCUUUUGAAAUGCAGAUUUCAAGAGGUGAUGGGCAUUUCAGUGAUUCUGUUGGAUGGAAGUCAGAUAGAUAAUAGGAUUGAACAAUAAGUUAUAAAAGGCCUUUGGUUAGCAAUGCACUUUCAUGUUUGUCUGUUCACUUCUUCCAAUUCAUUGAUUUUUUCAAUAUUACAACAGCAGAGACACGUAGACUUCCCUUUCAUGCAGUGCCACAUGAGAGACAGACAUUCGGUUUCUCUGGAUUUUUAGUGGCACAGAAACAUACUCCAGAGGCGUCCUUAACCAAAUAUGAUUUAUAUUUACAUUUACUUUUUCUAUGUGUAUUUCUAUGUGAACUGUUGAUGGGGUUCAAUAGUGCACAGCAGUAUAAUGAAUUCCACAGAAUCUACAGCACAAGAAGAACAAUAUGACUCCAUAACGUGGAAAUCUUAUUGUUAUAUCCUUUAUGACGAAUUGAGAAGAUGUUCUUUGUAUUAAUUAAAUGAGCAAGUUGAUGUUGGUUGUUCAUGGAAACUGAAACAAACACUGCUGGUAAACUGGCUUAAUUUUUAACGGAUGCAUGGAUCGAGUAUGUGGUAGAUGGGAGCAGUGAUAAGUGCAAUAUGAGAGGAUGCGUGAGAUAAAAGAAUGAUGGAUAAAGCAAGUGGAUGGACAGGAUGUAAGAGCCUGGGAAGCAGCAGCGCUCCCGUGUCCCUCAUUUUCAAUUGAUUUAGUGGAUCUUGCCUUUUAUUUGAAGUGCCUGGUAAAUUUCUGACCAAACGCAACCACACAUUAGCUACAUCUGACACGAUAUGUCUCUCUGCUCAGGCAGUUUUCAGAGCAGCAAUUGAGAUGGCUGCAGCUCAUCUGAUCCUGACAAUCUCUUUUUAUCCUGCACAGACACACUGAGUUUCCUGUAACAAGUUUCUGUCACUUUUGUUUCUUUUUCGUUCCGCCACAAAACUCUGUACGAGGUUUACAGAUGUUUCACUUGCUGAAUAAAAAUUUGAAACUGUAAA